This is a messenger RNA of Loxodonta africana (African savanna elephant), 2791 nucleotides long. RefSeq names its product GINS complex subunit 1 (gene GINS1). Gene Ontology annotation, biological process: DNA replication; DNA strand elongation involved in mitotic DNA replication. NCBI's taxonomy places the organism in Eukaryota, Metazoa, Chordata, Mammalia, Proboscidea, Elephantidae. Bases 192 to 671 code for a protein of 159 amino acids. The record is from RefSeq and is a predicted model, not a curated record. The transcript has 6 exons. Gene Ontology annotation, cellular component: GINS complex.
UUGGCCGCCGGAGUCAGGAGCACGUCCCCAUUGGUUGGGUGGGUUUAGCGCCAAAACGCGGACCGGUUGUGAAGUUGAGGGGCGGGAGCCCAGAGAAGGGAAACGGUAGGGGUAAAGGUGCUGAGGGUCCGGCGACCCUUCGGCGUGAGAACGGACGGUUGACGAGGCUGUGGGGCAGGGGUGCAUCCGCCAUGUUCUGUGAAAAGGCCAUGGAGCUGGUCCGCGAGCUGCGCCACACGCCGGAAGGGCAGCUGCCCGCUUUUAAUGAGGAUGGACUCAGACAAAUUCUGGAGGAGAUGAAAGCUUUAUAUGAACAAAACCAGUCUGAUGUGAAUGAAGCGAAGUCAGAUGGACGAAGCGAUUUGAUACCAACCAUCAAAUUUCGACACUGCUCUUUGUUGAGAAACCGACGCUGCACCGUAGCAUACCUGUAUGACCGGUUACUUCGGAUCAGAGCACUCAGGUGGGAAUAUGGCAGCGUCUUGCCAAAUGCUUUACGAUUUCACAUGUCUGCAGAAGAAAUGGAGUGGUUCAAUCGUUAUAAAAAGUCCCUUGCUACUUAUAUGAGAUCACUGGGAGGAGAUGAAGGUUUGGACAUUACACAGGAUAUGAAACCUCCGAAAAGCCUAUAUAUUGAAGUACCAUUCCUGGGAGCAGCUGCAGCGGGAUAAUAGUAGUGUUCAACUGGAGUAUCCUCAGGGAGAAGCAGCCAGCAGCACGGCCUACUCACACCUCCAGAACCAGAAAAGAAUGGUGCCCUCUGCAAAAGCUAAGUACUAGUACUUAGGUAUAUUUUAUUGCACCCCCCGCCCCCAAGCUGACUUCAAAGGCUGUUGAUUUCCCUGGGCCUGAGAUAGGCCCUGUUUGAGCACCUGGAGCCAUUCUCCAAGCCUUGGAGAAGGAAUAAAUUCACAAUUGGGGGAAAAGAUAAUUUGGCAGCUCCACUAACGUGUGGCGCUCCAGACAGAAGUACCACCUGUCCAGGCAUAAACAGUCUGUGGACUUUGAAUAAUUUUCCCCCCGCGUGGAUGUGUGCAGGCCUAUUUCAUGAGAAUAGGCCCUUGUUGGCAGAUUGCAACUUUUUCAGCUGUGCGGUGGAGAAGUGGGUGUUUGAUGAUUGGCACCACUUUUUCUAUUAAACAGGGUCCUCACCUACCCACAUCAGGGGCCUUAAGGACUGGUGGCUCCACUCAGGACACCCAGCCACCCGCGACAGGGGUCCAAGGAUAACUGGUACCGCCCAGUCCUUAAAGCCAAAAGCAUUGGGUGCCCAUGGUCCAUCUGCAGACCCUACCCACCUGUACGCUCUAGGGAAGAGGGUCACACUUUCCUCAGAGUCACUUUGAGGAUGAUUCUCAGCCUACUGCCUUGUUCAAAACAUGACCCCCUGCUGCAAGCAGAUACCAGUACCUACACCAAUCACCCCUGCCCCUCUAACACUGUAGGACAGAGCCUGUACCACACAUUUGAUGACCAACUACCUGGACACCUGAGCUGAAUCCAUACAAGAAAAGCAAAUGGACUCCUAGACUGAUAAACUUGAUAACAGCUCUAACCAACUGGUGACAGGACGUCAGAGCUUCAAAGGUGAAAGUAAUCAAGCUAGCUCACUCAAGCAACCCAUUUGGACAUAUCAAAACAAAACAAAGCAAGAAACUAGGAUACAGUAAACAAACAUAAAGUAAACUAAUAUAAUAGCUUAUAUAUGGCUCGGAGACAACAGUCAAUAUCAAACCACAUAAAGAAACAGACCAUGAUCCCUUCAACAAGCUCUCAAAGAAUCAAGGGAUCUUCUAGAUGAAAGUGCCUUCCUGGAAUUACCAGAGGCAGAAUAAAAAAGAUUAAUAUACAGAACCCUUCAAGACAUCAAAAACAAGAUCAGGGAAUACACAGAACAAUCCAAGGAACACACAUAUCAAACAGUUGAAGAGAGAAAAACAGUUAUUCGAGAACAUAAGGAAAAAUUUAAUAAGCUGCAAGAACCAUAGACAGCGAUGAGAAAUUCAGAAGAUUAACAAAAAAAUUACAGAAGUAGACAACUCAGUAGAAAGUUGGAGGAGCAGAAUUGAGCAAAUGGAAGUCAGAAUUGGUGAGCUUGAAGAUAAAGCCCUUGGCAACAAUAUACUUGAAGAAAAAUCAGAUAAAAGAAUUUUUGAAAAACGAAGAAAACUUAAGAAUCAUGUGGGACUCUAUCAAGAGAAAUAACCUACGACUGAUUGGAGUUCCAGAACAGGGAGGGAUAACAGAAAAUACCGACAGAAUUGUUGGAGAUUUCUUGGCAGAAAACAUCCCUGAUGCAGCAAAAGGUACUAAUCCAAGAUCCUCAUCGAACUCCACGUAAGAGAGACUAUAAAAGAAAGUCACCAAGAAAAUUAUAAUCAAACUUGCCAAAAUCAAAGAGAAUUUUAACAGCAGCUAGAGAUAAAUGAAAAGUCACCUACAAAGGAGAAUUAAUAAGAAUAAGCUCGAAUGACUGCAGAAACCAUGCAGGCAAGAAGGCAAUGGGAUGACUUAUAUAAAACAUUGAAGGAAGAAAACUGCCAGGCAAGAAUCAUAUAUCCAGCAAAACUGUCUUUCAAAUAUGAAGGCAAAAUUAGGACAUUUCUAGAUAAACAGAAGUUUAGAGAAUACAUAAAAACCAAACCAAAACUACAAGAAAUACUAAAGGGAGUUCUUUGGUUAGAAAAUCAAUAAUAUCAGGUAUCAACCCAAGACCAGAACACUAGACAGAGCAAUCAGAGGUCAACUCGGACAGGGAAACUACAAAAAUAAAUCAAGAUAAAAAAAAAAA